GCCCUACCAAAUCAAUUGAUCCAGUCAUCCGGUCCUCUUUCCAGUUCUCGCAAACUCGCACUGGAGAUUCGUGUGACGUCGGCACACGAGCCUCUUCACAUAUUCUCGAAAUUGAGACUUCAGAAUGCAGAAUCCCAAUUUUCUUCGCAAGUCGGGUCAACAAUGGCCGAGAACGUCAUCGGUACACCGUAGUUCUCCACGGUGCCGGUCGUCCCAAGACCUCGUCCAACUGCUCGUUGGCUGAUGAACAUCUCCAUUACCCCUUAAACGAGCCCGACCCCCGCAUGCCAAGACUUGUCCACCCCCAUGUUGUUUAUUCACUGAGAUCCAUUGGCAACGAAUGAUUGGUGGAUUUACAUACGUGAAUUUUUGACCCGACGCUUCGAUCAAGCGCCUUAGCUUUCUGGAACCUGGCCGUUCGGCGUAUCAGGACCCGGUGUUAUACUAGACAUAAAGCACACCGCACUUCUUCGAGAUGUCGGGCUUUCGUUCACUCUGUCUACGUGGGCAAACAAGAAGGAAUUGCUUCGGGACAGUGAAUAUUGGUCGGGCAACAUGGCGACAGUUUUGGUUGCUCUCCUCACUGGAGUGAGCCUUGCAUCGGCCGCACUUCAGGUUUCGCAAAAUGACACGACCAUCACCGUCGCCAAUGAUCGUCUCGCGGCCGUUCUGAGCAGAAGCGCAGGCCAGAUCGUCGAUCUUUCCCUCGACGGCCAGGAUCUACUGGGUCCCCAAUCAGGCUCGACGGGUAUAGGUCCGUACUUGGAUUGUUACUGCAUCCCUUCCGGUUUCUACACCGCGGGUGCCACCACUCCUUCCACGGAGGUUGUGCAAGGAGUCGAUUCUACGGGAACCAAGUACGCUGGCAUGAUUCUGACCGACACCUACACUCCGACGGGUCAGCAAUUCCAGCAAUACUGGUUCUUGCGUGAUGGAGAGACUGGCCUCCACAUGUUUAGCCGGCUGUCCUAUUUCAACGAGACGACACCAUAUCUUCGAAAUUUGCAAGAACUUCGAACUCUGUUCCGUCCAAACACGGCCUUGUGGACCCAUUUGACUUCCAGUGAAGUGCAAACUGCCCCUCUUCCGAGUAAGGAUGCCGUCAGCCAUGAAGUCGUCGUUCAGGAUGCAACCUGGACCUUCAACAACACCCCAACCGAUGCCUAUUACACGCAGUUCUCGGAUUAUUUCACAAAAUACACCUUUUCAAAUCCUUGGAGAAAUAACAGCGUUCACGGGUUGUAUGCCGACGGGUCCAAUUCAUCUGGCACGACGUAUGGAGCAUGGCUUGUCAUGAACACCAAAGAUACGUAUUAUGGAGGCCCAAUCCACUCGGACUUGACUGUGGACGGUAUCGUUUACAAUUAUCUGGUUUCCAAUCAUCAUGGAGAGGGAACACCCAAUAUCACAAACGGGUUCGACCGUACCUUUGGACCGCAGUUCUACUUGUUCAAUGGCGGGAAGGGUUCCAAAUCACUGAAUGAGUUGAGAGCAGAAGCUCUGGAUUUGGCCAAGCCGGACUGGAAUGCUGCGUUCUAUGACUCCAUCGCUAAGCAUGUCGUGGGCUAUGUUCCCUCGAGUCAGCGUGGCAGUGUUCGCGGAACGGUCAAACUCCCAAAGGGUGCUGUCCGGCCUAUCGCAAUUCUGAGUGCCAAUGGUGUUUAUCACCAAGACAACAGCGCUGUCCCUGACGCAUAUCAAUAUUGGGUUGACAUCGAAUCUGACGGGAGCUUUACCCUGGACCGUGUCAAGGAAGGCAAGUAUCGUCUUACUAUAUACGCAGAAGGAAUUUUCGGUGAUUUCGUCCGCGAUGGGAUCGUUGUUCGUGGAGGGAAAGCAACUACAGUCCGCGAUACUUGGGUGGAGGAAUCGGCGGGAACGGAGGUCUGGCGACUGGGAAUUCCGGACAAGUCUUCGGGGGAAUUCCGUCACGGCCGUGCCAAGGACACCACCCAUCCUCUCCAGCCCCCGGAGUACCUAAUCUAUUGGGGUGCCUAUGAUUGGACCAAUGACUUCCCCGACGGCAUCAACUACACCAUCGGGAAGAGUGAUCCCGCUAAAGACUUGAACACGGUCCACUGGUCCGUCUUCGGUCCUACGCCGUCCAACUCACAUGUAGAGUAUAACACCACCCACGACUGGAAUAUCCACUUCACAUUAAACGCAAAGCAACUACGUCAACGGAAGACCGCUACUUUGACAGUGCAGCUGGCCGGUGCAAAGACUGCAGCUGGAAAUACAGACGUCUGGAACUCGGCGGAAACGUACAAUAAUCUGUCUCUUGAGAGCUAUAUCAACGACCAUUCCGACCCUCUAACAUUGGUAAUUGGCUUCAAUCAAUCCAGCAGCUGCAUCGUUCGGUCUGCGGUGAGCUGCUAUCAAGUUAGCUCUCGCAUGUCAUUCCCUGCCAAUUGGCUCCAGGAGGGAGACAAUGUGCUGCGUCUGCAUCUCCCUUACAACGCGACCGACACCGAGACUGCAAUUUUGCCAGCAACUGUAUAUGUGCAAUAUGAUGCACUGCGACUGGAAGUGAAAUAA
Messenger RNA from Penicillium brasilianum, 2538 nucleotides. The record is from the annotation of a GenBank genome assembly. NCBI's taxonomy places the organism in Eukaryota, Fungi, Ascomycota, Eurotiomycetes, Eurotiales, Aspergillaceae.